GUCCAUGGAAGAAAGGACGCAAGCACAAAUCAGACAGUGGUAUGAUUGAAAGGAGAGGAAAAUGUCAGCUAGAAAGAUCUAAUGUAGCUUGCAUAGAAAAAGAUGAAUCAGAGAUUGAAGGAAUAUAUCUAAAGAACAAUCGUCCUGUAGCAGUAAAGAGUGCUCGUCAAGGUACAGGUGGGCUUGUUAUGAGGGAUGAAGAGUAUUUCCUUGAGGAUGAUGAAAAACAACAUGAUCAUGUGUUUGCAGCUUCAUGCCAUACGGAUGGGUGUCCUCCUCUUUUGGUCCUAGUAGUUCAAGCAGCAAAAGUCAUGAUAAUGACACAAGUGUCAGAAACAAAGUGAAGGAGACAUUGCUUUUGUUCCGAGAUGAAUGUGGGAAGCUCUUGCUGGAGGAGGAACGUAAAAGGUCAAAGGGAGGAGGAAUUUCUCACCGAAGGGUCCAUUUGGAAGCCUUUAAGAUCCUCAAGGAUAAAAAAGUCUUUGUAAAGUCAGGCAAACAAAUCAUUGGAGCUGUCCCGGGUGUUGAUAUUGGCGAUAAGUUUCAGUACCGAGUAGAACUUAACAUUGUUGGCCUACAUCGCCCAAUCCAAGGAGGUAUUGAUUAUGGGAACUUCGGUGGGAAGCUCUUGGCAACCAGUAUUGUUGCAUCUGGUGGCUAUGCUGAUGAUGUGCGUAAUAAGAACUCCUUAAUCUAUACUGGCCAGGGAGGAAAUGUGAUGAACACAAAGGACCCUGAAGAUCAGAAGCUUGAACGAGGAAAUCUUGCUUUAAAGAAUAGUGUGCAAAAGAACCCUGUCAGAGUGAUCCGUGGCUCCGAAUUGAUGGAUGGAAGUAGGACAUAUGUCUAUGAUGGACUGUAUUUGGUAGAAAAGUGCUGGCAGGAAGGAGGGCCUCAUGGAAAGCUUGUUUUCAAAUUUCAGUUGAACAGAAUUGGAGACAAGACCUUUCUUAGAAACUGACCUGCAAGGUCAAGGCCGCAAAUUCAUCUAUCAGAUACAUGAUCGGCCUUGGUUAUAGAGGAAGACUGGUCAGCUGGUGACAUUUAUAUUUUGGAUCUGUAAGCAGUUAGUAAGGUGUUGCUGGUAGUGAGUAGUGACAG
This is a messenger RNA of Fragaria vesca subsp. vesca, 1101 nucleotides long. Its product is annotated as histone-lysine N-methyltransferase, H3 lysine-9 specific SUVH5-like. Lineage: Eukaryota; Viridiplantae; Streptophyta; Magnoliopsida; Rosales; Rosaceae. The record is from RefSeq and is a predicted model, not a curated record. The coding region runs from base 254 to 961 and encodes 235 amino acids. The transcript is spliced from 2 exons.